Nelumbo nucifera (sacred lotus) is the source of this 1546-nucleotide messenger RNA. RefSeq names its product high chlorophyll fluorescent 109 (gene HCF109). The record is from RefSeq and is a predicted model, not a curated record. Gene Ontology annotation, cellular component: cytoplasm. Lineage: Eukaryota; Viridiplantae; Streptophyta; Magnoliopsida; Proteales; Nelumbonaceae. Gene Ontology annotation, biological process: translational termination. Gene Ontology annotation, molecular function: translation release factor activity, codon specific.
GCGAGACGCUGAUUCUACCUGAUUCUCCACCUCCCUAGUACAUGCUAUGGAGUGUCUGCAACUCCUUUCAACGUCUCUUCCCUACUUAAGCUUCAAAUCUAGACCACUUAAGAUCACAUUUUCUCGUCCUCAUUUGUUUUCUCGCUUCGCUUUCUUAAGAAAUCUGUCAGCUCCAUCUCAAUUUUCUCACUCUGUACAAUAUGCUACUUCUGAAAGCCAAUCAAGUGCAGGAAUCAGCAACGAAAUAGUUGAAUGGGCAAUGCAAGAUUUUUAUACACUGAGGAAGGAAGUGGAGGUGAUCAUGGAACGUGUUGAAGAAAUAAGGGCCUCUGCUGGUUUGCAUCAUUUAGAAGAAGACUUCCUGGCAUUGGAACAAAAGGCUGCUGAUAGUUCUUUGUGGGAUGAUCGAGCUAAAGCACAGGAAACUCUUCUUGCCUUGACAGAUGUUAAAGACAAAAUUAAGUUGCUUAAUGAAUUCAAAACUCAGGUUGAAGAUGCAGAAACAAUAAUAAAGCUGACGGAGGAAAUGGAAUCCAUAGAUACUGGGCUUCUUGAAGAGGCUGCUAAUAUCAUUAAAGAUUUGAAGAAGGCAUUGGAUCAGUUUGAGUUGACUCAGCUGCUUUCUGGGCCUUAUGACAAGGAUGGUGCUGUUAUCUCUAUUACAGCUGGUGCUGGGGGUACAGAUGCACAGGAUUGGGCUGACAUGCUUCUUAGAAUGUACGUAAGGUGGGGAGAGAAACAGCGUUACAAAACAAAGGUUGUUGAGAAAUCUCUGGGAGAGGAAGCAGGAAUAAAAUCGGCCACAAUUGAAAUAGAGGGUCGUUAUGCUUAUGGGUACUUGUCAGGGGAAAAAGGAACACACCGCAUUGUUAGACAGUCUCCUUUCAAUGCCAAAGGCCUUCGUCAGACAAGCUUUUCUGGCAUUGAGGUCAUGCCUCUUCUUCCUGAAGAGUCCACAGAUGUUGAGAUACCUGAUGAAGAUCUGGAAGUAAGCUUCUCAAGGGCAGGUGGAAAAGGAGGCCAGAAUGUCAACAAGGUUGAAACUGCAGUUCGAAUUGUUCACAUCCCCACUGGUGUCACAGUUCGCUGCACAGAAGAAAGAUCUCAACUAGCAAACAAGAUCAAGGCUCUCAGCCGGUUGAAAGCCAAACUUCUGGUCAUUGCUGAAGAGCAAAGAGCAUCCGAAAUAAAACAGAUAAGGGGAGAUGCAGUGAAGGCUGAGUGGGGCCAGCAGAUUCGCAAUUAUGUGUUCCACCCAUACAAGCUUGUCAAAGAUGUUAGGACAGGGUUUGAGACAUCAGAUAUUGCUUCUGUUAUGGAUGGUGAAUUGGAACCAUUUAUUAAAGCAUACCUCAAGUACAAAUACAGUAGAACCAUGACAGGAGGUGUACAAUAAGACUGGAAAGUUCAUUAAUACAAAAACUUGUUUUUUAUUUUUAUUUUUUUGAGUUGUAUAAUAUAUGCAUUACAUUGAGGAAAUCUCUAAUGUAUAUUCACUCAGUGGUUCCAGCUUUAUUGUCUGCAUAAGAAGGGUUCUUAGAAUGCC